Messenger RNA from Drosophila innubila, 989 nucleotides. It is a transcript of the gene RpL7-like, whose product is annotated as 60S ribosomal protein L7-4. Bases 116 to 889 code for a protein of 257 amino acids. The transcript has 3 exons. Gene Ontology annotation, biological process: maturation of LSU-rRNA from tricistronic rRNA transcript (SSU-rRNA, 5.8S rRNA, LSU-rRNA). The record is from RefSeq and is a predicted model, not a curated record. Gene Ontology annotation, molecular function: RNA binding; structural constituent of ribosome. Gene Ontology annotation, cellular component: cytosolic large ribosomal subunit. Lineage: Eukaryota; Metazoa; Arthropoda; Insecta; Diptera; Drosophilidae.
AUUCACUCUGCGUUUGAACUCCGAAAAGAGUUGGCAGUCCUUCAGUUUUUGUUUUGAUUGUGUUUGCACGUGUUUUCUGCGAGUUCUUUAUAGAAAAAAAGACUAUUUAAUCACAAUGUCCGACAAAUAUGCCGUGCCCAACAAAUUGCCUGGGAAAACAAUCUCAGUGCUUAAGCACCGCAAGAGGCGUAUUCAACAGGACAAAUCGGUGCUCGAACAGAAGCGCAAUGAUCGCAUUAAACGCACCUUUAAAAGCAAAACACACCACAAAUUUCGACGCGCUGAAUCCUUUGUCAUGGGCUACCUGAAGGCUGAACGCACAUCCAAGAGGAUUAGACGGACAAUUUUACGUACAAAUGUGACAGAGCAGAGUGCUCAGGCUGCUGCAGAGACGAAUCCAAGGCUGUUGCUCGUCAUGCGCCACGCUGGAAAGAAGAUUUAUGACAAAACCACUUCAGAUAUAUUCAAAUCUCUGCGCAUGCCGCUCCGUCAUAAUACAGUGUUCUUGGAGAACAACAAGGAGAAUCAGUUGCUGCUGCGUGUCAUCGAGCCAUUUGUGGUUUACGGUCAUCCAUCGCUGAGUAUGAUACGUGAGCUGCUUUUCAAGAAGGGAUUUGCCCGCAUCGAUGGCAAAAAGACCGCUAUACAGUCAAACACCAUGGUAGAGGAGCAGUUGGGCGAUAAAGGUAUCAUCUGCUUGGAGGAUAUUAUACAUGAGAUCUACACAGUUGGACCUAAUUUUGCUGCCGUCAAUGAGUUUUUGUGUGCCUUUAUGUUGUCAAGUCCCCGCGAUGGCUGGAAGAAGAAGGUGUCCGUUCCCUUUAAUCGUGGCGGCGAGUACGGCGAGCGUGGUAAUGGCAUCAAUGAUCUGGUUGCGCGCUGCCUGUAAAACUUUAACCUAGUAGACUACAUUUUAUAAAAGCAAACACUAAAACAGAAAUAAAUAUAGUUAUAUACAAUACUUAUGUAUAAGUUGGAAUACACAUAUA